CCCAUAGCUUCAUAUUUUUUAUAACCAUGGAAUCAAGGUUAUAGUUUCAAGCGAGAAGGAUUUUGAGAGAGGGAUUUUUAAGAAAACUAUUAUUGCAGAACCUGAGGGGGAAAAAAACAAAACAUUCUAUAGCUUGGAUCCCCUUGUAGCUGCAACUGCUAUACAAAAAACAUUCAUGCAAAAUCUAAAUGAACGGCUUACCUAAAGGACGUGAAAAUCUGAGAAAUGAACAAAUUACGGCAAAGCUUUAGGAGAAAGAAAGAUGUCUAUGUCCCAGAGGCCAGCAGGCCCCAUCAGUGGCAGACUGAUGAAGAAGGCGUUCGUACUGGCAAGUGUAGUUUUCCUGUUAAGUACUUGGGACAUGUCGAAGUGGAUGAAUCCAGAGGAAUGCAUAUCUGUGAAGAUGCUGUGAAGAGGCUGAAAUCUCUACCUACAGUAAUAGCGCUCGACUUGUCCCCCCUGUUCCUCCAGGAAAGGAAGUUCUUCAAAGGCUUCUUUGGAAAAUCUGGGAAGAAGGCCGUCAAAGCAGUCCUGUGGGUUUCGGCAGAUGGACUCAGAGUUGUAGACGAGAAAACAAAGGAUCUUAUAGUUGAUCAGACAAUAGAGAAAGUUUCUUUCUGCGCACCAGACAGGAACUUUGACCGGGCGUUCUCAUACAUCUGUCGAGAUGGCACAACGAGACGCUGGAUAUGCCACUGCUUUAUGGCUGUGAAGGACACGGGGGAAAGGUUGAGUCAUGCCGUGGGCUGUGCAUUUGCAGCAUGCCUGGAGCGAAAGCAGAAGCGAGAGAAGGAGUGUGGAGUGACUGCCACCUUUGAUGCCAGCAGAACCACAUUCACUAGAGAGGGGUCAUUCAGGGUCACUACAGCUACUGAACAAGCAGAGAGAGAGGAAAUUAUGAGACAGAUGCCGGAUGCUAAAGCAGUUGAAACAGAAGUGAAAACAGUAGCACCAGGUGCUGCACCAAACAAUACUGCCCCCUCUUCUGGCUCACCAACCUCUCCUACUGCUGAAGUUGCUUCCUCUCUGGAUAAAGAAAUGAGCAAUCCCCACGCUAUCCCACGGAGACAUGCCCCUAUAGAGCAGCUUGCCAGGCAAGGGUCUUUCAGGGGCUUCCCUGCCCUUAGCCAAAAGAUGUCUCCUUUUAAACGCCAGUUGUCUUUGCGAAUAAAUGAGCUGCCUUCAACAGUGCAAAGGAAGACCGAUUUCCCCAUGAAAAACUCAGUCCCUGAGGUAGAAGGGGAAACAGACAGCAUUAGUGCCCUGUGCUCUCAGAUCACCAGUGCUUUCAGCACACCCUCAGAAGACCCUUUCUCUUCGGCCCCCAUGACAAAACCAGUGACAGUAGUCGCACCACAGUCUCCUGCCUUUCAAGUUAAUGGCACUGCCUCUGCCUUCUGUGUGCUUGCUGCUAAACCAUCCCAAGCUGCUGUAGUGUCCACAGCUAUGCCAGUUCGUGAAACCAAUCCUUGGGCUCAUGCUCCUGCUGCUAAUACUGGAGCUGCAGCCGUGGUCACUGGCACUGAAUGGAGCAGCACCUCCUCAGGUGCAGCCUCACCAAGUCUCUUCCAAGGAAAUCACAGACGUACUCCCUCAGAGGCAGACCGCUGGUUGGAAGAGGUCUCAAAGACUGUGAGAGCCCAACAGCAGCCAACCUCAGCCCCAGCCCCACAGCCACUGCUCCAGCCUCCUCCAGCAGCUCCAGCUUCCCAGUCAGCACCAGCCUUCCCAGUCAGCACCUUCAUCGCACCUCAGCCUGUGCCGGUGGGUGUGGUACCGCCCAUGCAGCCAGCAUUUAUUCCAGCUCAGCCCUAUGCUGUAGCAAAUGGGAUGACCUAUACAGCCCCAAGCGUCCCUGUGGUUGGAAUCACACCUUCCCAGAUGGUAGCCAACGUCUUUGGUACUGCAAGCCACACUCCAGCAGCCCACCCGCAUCAGUCUCCCAGUCUUGUCAAACAGCAGACGCUCCCGCAGUACGAAAGCAGCAGCAGCGCCACAGCCAGUCCUUUCUUCAACCCCCCCGCGCAGCACAACGGCUCCGCAGCUUUCAACGGAGUCGACGGAGGGAAAUGGGCUGCCGAGGACAAGCAUUCCCAGCCCCCCGUGGCUGCUCCACAGGUAGACGCAUUUGAAGCACAGUGGGCAGCACUAGAGAGCAAGGCAAAACAGCGCACUAAUCCCUCCCCAACUAACCCCUUCUCGAGCGAUUUACAGAAGACAUUUGAGAUUGAACUUUAAGCAGUCCUAUGGGGGAGAUGGAUAAAUUGUACAUUAGGAUAGAGGGAUAAAGGGAGCAAAGGGGACUGUUUCUGAUCAGUUUGCUUUGAUAAUCCCAAAGGUCCCUUAAAACAAAUAUGGGUUAGAAAGAGGGAGCAUUAUGGGGAGGACAUAAACAUACAGAGAAUUUAAUGUGCAGUUCUUAAAAAGAAUCCUGGAGUCACCCCAGUCUGCAUUCCCUCCUCACUUGGAAAGCUGGAAGUUGAAUGGAGGAAAUAAAGGCACCCAGUCCCAAAGCCUGUUCUGCAGAAACAUCAAUCAUCUCACACAGAAAGGAAGGCAGAUUUUUGUACCUGUGUCCUUCUGAUGCCCUGCAAGUCCUGGAUGUUCCCCCUCAGGGAAAAAUGGGGUAGGGUGGGGGGGUGGAUAUGGAUGGGAUGUUGUCACCUUAGCAAAAGCUAGGUUUGUGGAAAAAGUUGAGCUUCCAUUUUGAGUAACAAAGUGAAUAUUAUAUGUAAAGAAUAAAGUAAAGCCAAAAUCUUUAUUUUUAUGCAUUUAGAAUAUUUUAAAUAGUUGGAUAUUAAAAGCUGUAUGAGUUGUAAGUAAUCUUGCCAAAGGUUAAAAAAAUGGGGGUUGGAUGUAAGAAAUUGUACAUAAGAUUGAUUUAUCUCUGAUUCUUAUUGUAAGUAAUAUUGGGGGGGUGGAAAAAGGGGCUCUAGCUUGUUCUUGUAUCUGUUCAUUGUAAGUAGCAUAUUGCAACAACAAUCACAACCAAUAAGUCAUUAUAUCGUAGUUUUAAACAAAGAAAAUUAAAGAACAGUAUUGUCAUGGUUCAAAAACCAUGGGGAAAACUUACUGUUUUUUAUUGGAAUCAGUCUACAUAUUCUAUAUAGUAUGGUUUUUUCCUUUCAUAUAUUGCUGCAGUUUCUUUGUCUUAAUCUCUUGGUUCUAACACUACUGUGACAACUUACUGUAAUCAUAUCUAUAUCCUGGGACUGCCUGGGAAACCAUUUUAUGUUUGUCUGUCAAUAGUUCUUAGCAGUUUUUAACUUUGGUUUUGUUUUUUCCCACUGAUUUGUGAAACCUUGUGGUUAAGGCUGCAGCUGGUCCAGGUUCUGCCUCUGGUGACUUGUGAAAACCAUCUCAUUUUAACUUUACUUUUAAACUUUGGCCUUACAAGCAAAUGUAAGUUAUAUAUAUUUGUACUGAUGAUUUAUAAUCUGCUUUAACAGAAAUAAAUGUUGGUGGUAGAA
Messenger RNA from Pipra filicauda (Wire-tailed manakin), 3470 nucleotides. It is a transcript of the gene NUMB, whose product is annotated as NUMB endocytic adaptor protein. The coding region runs from base 226 to 2238 and encodes 670 amino acids. Gene Ontology annotation, molecular function: cadherin binding. The record is from RefSeq and is a predicted model, not a curated record. Lineage: Eukaryota; Metazoa; Chordata; Aves; Passeriformes; Pipridae. The transcript has 12 exons.